Messenger RNA from Oldenlandia corymbosa var. corymbosa, 4554 nucleotides. The record is from the annotation of a GenBank genome assembly. Lineage: Eukaryota; Viridiplantae; Streptophyta; Magnoliopsida; Gentianales; Rubiaceae.
CCCCGGUCGAGUGGCUUAUUAGCCAAUGUUGCCGAGAUAUUGUAAUGAUUAAAAAUAAUGGUUGAAAGAGUUUUCAUCUUUUAAAAAAUAUUUAUCUGACUCGGAUUCUGAAUUAGUCAGGAUAAUAUAUUCUCAACCCCUUGUUUUAUAUUCAUCAAUGAUUAAAGUACUUGUAUCAACUGAAUUAUCUGGCUCGAACCGAAGAAUCUGAGCAAUGACUUUGACUUCAGUUGUGUAAUAGUAUUCCAAAAGUGCCGAUCCCGGUUUGACGGAACCGGUUGAACGGUUCAGGUCCGGUUUAGCUUUUUUUUCUAUUUUCUUGUUCAGUUUCUCCAUUCUCAGGCAUCUCCCUCGCUUCUUGUUUCUCUACUUUAUAUUCUUCACCUCUGCCGCCAAAUCGCCGCUGCCGCCGCCACCACCAAUAUCACCACCACCGCCACCUCCACCUCUUUUUGGCCGGCUUAGAGUAUCGCUGCACUAGGGCUAUCAGCCCUGUUUUUCUGAACCCGAAACUUGUUGCUGAAAGACUGUCAUACGCAAUCUCCCUUCUCACAAUCUGCAUUCUGUUCCGCCCCGACGUACUUAACCGCUGUACUCAGCAACCAGCUGACUCCGAAAUUCCAUACAGGUUUGUCUUCAUUACCAUUUUUUUUCAAAAACAUUAUAGCUUUUGAUUUGGUACGCAUUGCCAGUAACAAAGCAUUUGAUGACUUUGAGCUAUAUGAGAAUAUCAUUUAUCUUAAUUCUUCUAUUACAACGGACCAUUUUGUGGAUUUUCUGCCCAUAUUGUAGGUUUUGGUUCCUCUUGUUUGAAGUAAUACUUUGAUUUUAAGUGUAUCAUAGUGUCAGUUGCAUUGAUAAUCAUUGUGGGGUUAUCUCUUCAUAUUUUUUUAGUGCUUUAACUAUUGAUUUAUGUGCUUCAUACCAUUCAGUGUUCUUGCGAGUAGACAUUAACUAAGUAAUCAACAAAAAUGAAUGUGACUUUUUUCGGUUUUCCUGCUUAAUGGAAACAGAGAGGGGUAUAUUAAAGAUUACCGAAUAGCGUGUUUACUCUAUUGGACAUAUAAACGAUCUAUUAUACCCUUUUCAAUCGCCAAAAGUAUGUUCAUUUCCUUGAUGAUAAUCAUAUUUAAGGGGGUUUUUCUUCAUAUGUAAUGGUGCUUUAGUUAUUGAUUAAAGGUGUUCCCUACAUUUUUCUUCUUCUUACAAAUAGUUAGUGUUUUAAACAAGCAACAAAGGAUGAAUCCGGCUUCUUGGCUUUAACCUUAGCGAAAAAACUAGAGUGGUAUUAAAAGAUCAUACCCUCUCCUAUGCAUAAGGCCGAAUAUUCCGGCCUUAUAAAUGGGAGCUGAGGGAGUACAAAGAUUGUGUUUACCUUCUUGGGCAUAAGAAAGGGGUUAUCUGUCCUUUUUUCCUUCGUAAAAAGUUUCAUUCUAAUGUGUAGCUGGCUUAUUUUUUCUCUUUAUCUUAAUUUUUCUGGCUUACUGAAAUCGUUCUUGUUGUAUGGGGUGGAGACGGCAAUUGAGGUGUAGGAGUAUUAUAGCUCUGGGAUAUGAAUGGCCACAUUUCUCUCCAGAUACUACUUCUUCCAACUGUCUCCCAAUAUCAUUUGGUUAGCUUUUCCAGAGGUCAAUUUAUGAGACUAUCGUAAGGGUAUUUAGUGAAGAUAGAAUGUAAUGAUUACUUCUGUUAAAAAGUUGUUAAAGGAUGUAGAGCAUUUACCCAUUUGCUUGGCUUUGCUCUUGAGUUUGAAGUUUGUAAUGCUUGAAAUUGGUUUAGGCUAGAUGAUUAGUCAAGUAGGAGAUACAGACCAGAGGGAGUUUUUGUUCUUCCUUCCUAUCCUGAGAUCUAUUUCCCGCUGCUUUGGUCGGGAACUAGAUAGUAAAGGCUUGCUAUUUAAAAAUUCCCCAAACAUUAAUUUCUUAGGUAAUCAUUUUUUUAUAAUGUAAAUAUGCUGGGAGUAUAAUUUAAAUUGAAAUGUGGAGGAUUAUUUUUCAUAACUUAAUCCAGCUUGACAAGAAACCAAGAAUCGCAGAAUUGCUCGUGCACUUACUGAUGCUCUGCUUGGUAAAUUGGUAACUUUGGGUGGGAUUGAACUCUGAAAGAGGGGGUUUACUGAAUUCCGAUUUUGUGCUAUUCUUGGGGCUGCCUUGUAGCCCUUCAAAUUAGAGUUUGGAAAUAUUAAAAGGUUUCUGAAUUUUGUAUUGCAGAAAAUUUUUGUUAAUUUCUUGAAUUUUCUUUUCAUGGAGAUUUGCAACUAAACUUUCUGAGUGGUAUCUUUUUGGUCAGAUCCCAGCGAGCGUGAAGAAAAAAUUUUCUUACGGACACAGUUAAUGUUCUAGUCCCAAUUUUAGAUGGCUACAUCUGCUGCUUCAAGACUAAUUUGGGGUAUUUGAUUAUUUCUUUUUCAUUUUUUAUGUUUACUUAUUGCAAUUUUUUCUGCUUGUUUUGAGGAAUUUUGUUAGUUGUGGAUUGAAGAAGUUGUUGAGCAGCUCCCGCAGAUGUAAACACCUUUUCUUUUAGGCACAGAUAUCGUCACUGUGCCUUAGAAUCUAGGAUCGGAAAUCUAAAAUCUAGGAACUUCCUGCUGAGUAGCAUUUUUUUUUUUUUUUUGAAUACCACUGACAACUAAAAUUCAAACAAAAGAUGGCACCAAAAAGUUCCUCUCUGAAAAUUCGGUUAAAACACUGCUUCAAGUUCUGAAACUGGCUGUGCAUCUCGCGAAAUUUAUAAAACCAACCUUUGGCCUUGGGACUUUCUUCACUGUGCCUUUCAUAUACUUUAGUAUCCUUUGCAGUUCGCUUCAUUGUGAAAGUUUGCUGUCUUAUUGAUACUCAGUUCUGGACUGCAGUAGAUGACCUGAUUAAGGAAAUUUGAAUAAUAUAAACAUUUGGCUUGUGUUAUAGAUGAAAGUUAUAGAAAUAGUGGCAGCCAUUAAGAUUAAGAAGCUUUAUUCCUUGUGUGAAAGAUUUGUUGCAAAUUGAAAUUUGAACGUUUGUACUAGUAUCUUUAAUUGCAAUUGUUUUUACUCUGAUUGUUCUGUUUAUCUCUGUAUUUCUGUAUCUCAAACAUAUUUCUACAGCGAAUUUUGUUGGUUUAUCUUUUCUGAAAUGUCAAUUUAUUGAAUCUAGAAUGCAUUAGCUGCCUUGAAUGGAAUGUUGCAAAAUUCUGAGUUUAGUCUUCCUGUUCCUCUAAUCUUUUUUUCUCUCUUUCAUCUGCUUCACCUUCAUAAACAACUUCAGCUGGUGGUUCAUUGUUGGGGAGCAUCAGCAAGAAUCCCGGUGAAUUAACUAGAACGCCAUGUGACAUCUCCACCCCCCAAUAUUGCUCUCAGGUUAAGUUCCUUUCACUUAGACCCUGCAGAACUUUCAUUAAGCAUUUACAUUUAAACGUCAAGUGACAAUAUUUUAGCAAAUUGAUAAGAUAAUCUAUAAACAAUACGCGGACUGCGUUCUGGAAGUUUUGCAUUAACUACACUAAAGGAUGGGUUGGAAGACGAAAGCAUCAUUUCUAAGUGUGAAUAAAAUUUGUGAUUGGUGUUCUCUUCUCUAAGAAAGCGUGCUAUGUGUCACAGCAAUUCAGGACAUUUAUACAGAUGAGGACCAAUCUCAAAGUAGUGGACAACUCUGGGGCAAAGAGGGUAAUGUGCAUACAGGCAUUGAAAGGGAAGAAAGGAGCAAGAUUGGGAGACAUGAUUGUCGCAUCGGUAAAGGAAGCUCAAGCUGGAGGAAAAGUGAAGAAGGGGCAAGUCGUGUACGGGGUCGUGGUUCGUGCAGCCAUGCAGCGAGGGCGUUGCGAUGGAAGUGAAGUGAAGUUUGAUGACAAUGCGGUGGUGCUUGUGAACAAGCAAGGGGAACCAAUUGGAACCAGGGUGUUUGGGCCAGUCCCACAUGAGCUGAGGAAGAAAAAGCAUGUCAAAAUUCUGAGUCUGGCUGAGCAUAUUGCGUGAGGUCUGUGGUCCUUUCCAUUGUAUGUAACUUUCUGGAAUUCUCUUGGUUCCCUUUUGAGUUCACCCCACAGUGCCAUAAAUGCCUCUGUUUAACAGACAAAAGCGGUCAUUAUUUCCAGAGGAAUGGACAAUUUUAAUUACGCACUAUUUAUCAGUAUUCACAAUAGCAAUUUAUUCUUACUUCGUUGGUGAUUUCAGUUAUUUUAUGUCAACAUCUCGCGGUAAUUGAACUGAAAGCUACAGCUAGGGUUGGAGUUGGUACUGCUGGAGCAUUUUAGAGUUUCUAUCUGUAGCCUUUUGGUUUCAAUCUUGCACCAACUAUGUCCCAAAAAUGUCGCAAUCAUUUUGGGUUAAAAGGAGUAUCAAAAGUGUUAGAAGUCUUCUGGAGAGAUUAAUUCAGAAGGCGUUUAGGUUCGAGAGUAUGUAUGUAGUUUUUCUCUUAGAUGACUUUUGUAGGACCUCUUUUGUUUUCUCAGUGAGCAGUGAUAAAUAAGCUCCUUUCUUUUAUAGAUUGAUCAGUUCGGUCCCUUCAACUGGCUUUAGCCCCCACAGAGGUACCAAGUAAUUAAAAAAAUAAUAAUAAUAAAAUACUCGGUUCGAAAUUU